AUGCUGCGGUGCGUAUCGGCUGUGCGUUUGUGCAGCUGCAGGCCCUCGUUGGCGUAUGACCGUCUGGUUGGCACCGGCUCCAUCACGCGCGAUGAGCGACAGGUGGCCACUUUGCCGGUGUUUGAUCGGCUCUACAAUGACCUUGUGGCAUACCUGCAGAGUAGUGGCCGUUCGCAGCCGCGGCAAGUGGAGUUGCGGCCGCCGAACCGUCUUGGUGUAGUGCCGUCUUUUUUCCUGCGCCGCGAGCAGGAAGAGAAGGUGCGUCGGGCAAUGGAUGAGAUUGGUGGAGGCAGCGGCGACAACAACGCCGUGUAUCACCCCCUAUCGCGUGUGAAGGGGUUGUAUGUGUAUGGCGGCGUUGGCUGCGGCAAGACGAUGCUGAUGGAUUUGCUUUACAACAAUGCCCCAGCGUCCAUUAAGAAGCGUCGUGUGCAUUUUCAUCACUUCAUGCUGGAUGUGCAGAGGACGUCGCAUGAAAUUCAGUAUGUCUCAAAGGGCAGUCGUGGUCAGCAGUCGCGGCGUACGCCGGACGCGUCGGUGAACCUCUUUGAUGAGGUGGCGCAGAGGCUCAUCAGUGAAGUUGAGUUGCUGUGCUUUGACGAAGUAGCCGUGUCGGAUGUGGCACACGCGAUGAUCCUGCGCCGUCUCUUUCACGCCUUCUACAAGAUGGGUCUAGUCGUUGUGUUCACAUCAAACCGGAAGCCGGAUGAUUUGUACCUAGACGGUCUCAACCGCGAGAGCUUCCUUCCGUUCAUUGAACUGCUAAAGCGGCAGUGUGUGGUACAUGACAUGCACAGCGGCACUGACCACCGCCUAGGCGGUAGUGACGCGCAGACAUAUCUCUUUCCUGUCACACCGGCGAACACUGAAACGUUCAAUAACACAUUCCUGCAACUGUGCAAGGGCAUGCCGACGGAGGAACGGGUGCUGCGCGUGUUUGGCCGUGAUGUGCGUAUACCGGCCGCCUGUGGUGGCAUCUGCCGCUUCCACUUUUCGGAAAUCUGCGGCGAUGCCCUGUCGAGUGCAGACUAUGAGGUGAUUGCCAAGACUUUUCACACCGUAUUCAUCGAAGGUGUCCCGCGAUUCACGUACGACAACUCAGACGUUAAAAGCCGCUUCCUCCUCGUUAUCGAUGCGCUUUACGAGUUCCACUGCAAGGCCGUUGUGUACGCGCAAGUGGAGCAGUUGCAACUCCAGGAGAGUAAAGAGGAGUAUGACGCGGCGCAUGAGCACCUCGAAGGGAACGAAGCAGCGGCUCUGCGUAUUGCGAAACUCACGGAUUAUGAGCGUGAGAUGGGUGUACGCUUGGUGUGUGAAACCGACGCGUCGUUUCAGAUGGAGCGCUGCAUCUCUCGGCUAAUUGAGAUGAGCUCCCGCGAGUACCUUGAGAGCCCGCACCGCCACGUGGAUGUGACGUUGAGUACGGAGUAG
Trypanosoma grayi is the source of this 1431-nucleotide messenger RNA. RefSeq names its product ATPase. Gene Ontology annotation, cellular component: mitochondrion; cytoplasm. The transcript has a single exon. The coding region runs from base 1 to 1431 and encodes 476 amino acids. Gene Ontology annotation, molecular function: ATP hydrolysis activity; ATP binding. Lineage: Eukaryota; Euglenozoa; Kinetoplastea; Trypanosomatida; Trypanosomatidae. The record is from RefSeq and is a predicted model, not a curated record.